Messenger RNA from Pygocentrus nattereri (red-bellied piranha), 453 nucleotides. Its product is annotated as tripartite motif-containing protein 35-like. Lineage: Eukaryota; Metazoa; Chordata; Actinopteri; Characiformes; Serrasalmidae. The transcript has 5 exons. The record is from RefSeq and is a predicted model, not a curated record. Bases 1 to 453 code for a protein of 150 amino acids.
AUGGAUAACUGCAUGACUGAGCAGAAUGAAUUGAGUGCUGAAUUGAAGUUCCUACAGUCGAAACAGAAGACUGUUCAAGAAAGUAAACUGAACUGGGAACAAACUGCUGAACAUAUAAAGUCUCAGGCCCAGGACACAGAGAGGCAGAUUAAGGAGGAGUAUGAGAAGCUCCACCAGUUUCUACGAGAUGAAGAGGCAGCCCGGAUAGAAGCUCUGAGGAUGGAAGAGCGGCAGAAGAGUCAGAUGAUGAAGGAGAAGAUUGAAAAGAUGAGCAGAGAGAUGGAAGCACUUUCAGCCACAAUCAGAGCCGUAGAAGAACAGAUGGAGGCUGAAGACGUCUCCUUCAUACAAAACUACAAGGCCACACUGGAAAGAGAGGAGGACGCUGACUUUGCCGCCACACACCAGAAAGAGCACAGUGUGGGACCAGGAGAGAAAGAAGGGACUCCUUAA